CAGAAAGUAUGCUUUGGAAGCAAUUCUCAAGGAGAUCAAUUUCACCAUAGAAUAAAGAGAACUUAAAUUAACAAGUUGUACAUAUUUUGUUAUCAAAGAGGUUAUAACUAGAAGGAGAGAUAGCAAAAUUUCAAAUCGAUACCACGAUAACUCUUCACAACUUACAAUCAUUGAAAAUUAUCAAAUACCAAAAUAACUAAAAGUGAAAGCGUUGGAUCCUCUAUUUGAUGAGACUUUAUGGAAAUGUAAUUAAUAAGAUCUAACUUUAAAACUAUUUAAAGAAUCAAUAAUUGAUAAAACAGCAGCAUUUAAAGAAAUAUAUAUAGUAGGAAAAUAAAUUGGCUCUGGAUCCUAUGCAAGUGUUAGAUUAUGCGCUGAUAAAUUAACACUUAAAUCAUAUGCCCUUAAGAUUUACAACAAAUCUGGUAUCUCUUCUAGUCGUUAAAAAUCUAUUCUUCGUGAAAUUCGUAUACUUUAAAUGGUUAAACAUCCAAACAUUAUUAAUGUUUACAAUGUCAUUGAAACUAAUAAUCAUAUAAAUUUACUUUUGGAAUAUAUUGAUGGAAAAUAAUUAAAUACUUUAAAAGGUUAUAAUUUAAAAUAAGCUUUAUAUUAAAUUGCAUCAGCUUUAAAUUAUUUACAUGCUCGACAUAUUACUCAUAGAGAUGUCAAAAUUGAAAACAUACUUUAUUCGGAUGGCUAAGUCAAAUUAAUCGAUUUUGGCUUUUCCACUCUUUUUUCUAAUACAAUUAAAAAAAAGAUUUAUUGUGGUACUCCCAGUUAUAUGGCUCCAGAAAUUGUUACUAAAUAAUACUAUAAAGGACCUCCUGCUGAUAUUUGGGCUUUUGGAAUUGUCAUAUUUUAUUUGACUUAGGGUUAUUUCCCUUUUAAAGGAUAAAAUGAUAAAGAAUUGUUUUAAUUAAUAAUUUAAUGUAAAAUUAAUUUCAAUACCAUUAACGAUAUUUACUUGCAAGAUCUAUUAUAUUAAAUGUUAUAGUUUGAUCCUGAAGAUCGUAUUUCUGCAACUGAAGUAAAUUUAAAAUUUUUAAUUAUUAGAUUCUCCUACAUCCCUGGUUUCUUGAAUAAAUAAAACCAAUUAAAAAUAAUUAAUCCCAAAAAUCAAGUUGUUCAAAAAUACAUUCCCCUAAAUAAAUAAAUCCUUAUUAAUAAUAUUAAUCAACAGUUAAAAAAAAUGAUAAAGCUUCAAUAGAAUAUCAAUUAGAUCAAUCUUAAGUUAGAAAAGCCAUAGUCCAAUCAUAUAUGAGUUCUGUUGCAUCCACUAAAUCACCCAUUUUGAGGAGAAGAGAUUCAGGCAAUCAAACAUUUGAUAGAAGCAGUAAUUCUGUUAUUAAUUAAUAUAAAUGAAUAAAAAUCCUAUUCAUAAAUUAUACAAAUUUGUUAAGUUCCUUUUAAUUAUCAUUAGAAAAAGAGAAAUACCAAAAUUUCCACUUCUCAAAUCGUAAUCUUUUAACUAUAAUAAGUUUCAAGAAUAGAAAUCAAAAAGACGAAACUCAAAUUGCAUAAUGUCUAUAAAAGUAUAACUAUUGUCGAGAAAUGAUAUAAAAAGAAGGGUUUUAAAAAUUUUUAAAGUUUUGUGAAUUCUUAUAUCUAACAAUUCGAAAACCUGGAGAUACUUUACUAAAAAAAGGGGAUUUAGGCUAAAAGUUUUAUAUAAUUCUGAAAGGAACUGUGUCUUUAAUUUAUUACAAUCCAAAAAAUAAAAAAGCAUAAAGAUUAUUAUAGGAUGAAAAAGUAAUAUGUUAUAAUAAAUAAUAGGAUUGUAAUCCAAACUAUGAAGACACAACUUUAUUUUAGAGUUAUGUAUUUAAAGAACUUCAUGUAGGUGAUCACUUUGGAGAUUUAGCCUUAAUUGAUGAAGGAAUAGUAUCUUCAACGAUUGUUUGUAAAACUGAUUGUGAGUUUGCUUGCAUGGAUAAAUAACAUUUUUGGAAAUUUGUAGGUAAAAAUAUUUCGUUGCUUGAUAAAAUUAAAUUAUUAAGACAAUGUUCUCUUUUUGAGGCUUGGACAGAUGGGGAACUUAGGGCCUUAAGUUUUGAAUUUCAUUUUCAAAUAUUUCAUCAUAAUCAAAUUGUAUUUUCUUAAGGAUCUGAAAAUCUUAAUAUAUAUGUAGUUUCAUGUGGAUUUGCAGAAUUAAUGAUGAUUAAAAAUGGACAAUAAUAUUUAAUAUCCAGAAUAGAUUAUGGCUAGGUUUUUGGAGAUGAUCUAUAAAUUAAUUAAAGUACUGUUAAAUGUGGAUCUCCUAAAUUAGAAGUCUAUGCUAUUUAAAAAUGUAGUCAAUUAUAUAAUUGUAGAAAUUAUUUAUAGAUUCUUUGAAUAAAGAUUAGAACUUAAACAUUUAUAUGAAGAAUAAUCGAUCUAAAAAAGGAUUUGGAGAUCAAAACGAUUAGAAUAGUUAAUUUAAAUUGAAUAAAUUAGAAUAUAAAAAGAAUAGCAUUCAAAAAAGUCAAAUUCUAAUGAUAUUUAACAAAUUAACAAUAUAAAAGAAUUAAAAACGGUCUCUGUUUAAACUGGAUGUAUUAGAAGAAUAUCUAAUUAUGCUGAUAAUUUGGAUUUUGAAUAGAAAUAGUUACAAAAUAGGUAAAUCCUAAUAAAAUUCAAUAAAAUAUCUCCAAAUUAAAGUGUGGAAUAUUUAGGAAUAAAUUAACAAAAGAAAAAUAAAGACAUAAAAAAAAAAGAAUAAUAAGAGUAAUAAUAAAUGAUGUCUACAGUCUCAAAAUUAUUGCAAGAAUAUCGUGCUAUUGUUCAUUAAUCAAAACUCAAAAAAAUUAAAUCUUCAAGAAGCCUAAGCUAAAAUUAAUAAGUAUCUUCAUUGUAGUCUCCUAAAUCAAGUAAUGGAAAUACUGGAAUUAAUUUUUUUAUUACUCCAAGAAGAAGAAAACAAUUUUUAGUAUAAGGUAUACCAUUAUAAAAAUGA
Messenger RNA from Paramecium sonneborni, 2935 nucleotides. The record is from the annotation of a GenBank genome assembly. NCBI's taxonomy places the organism in Eukaryota, Ciliophora, Oligohymenophorea, Peniculida, Parameciidae.